CAGCUGCGGACGAACUUAGCAGGCGCGACGAGAGAGCGCGGAGACGUGAUCCAGGGACAAACAUGUCUGUGAGCGACCCGCUGCUGAAGCAACUCAAAGACCACAUAUUCAACCUUCGUCGCCAUUGUUUGGUGUUGAACAUCGAUGACUCCAAUGGACUCCUACCCCCGUUCUGCACAACGCUGGAGCUCAUCUUCCGGAAGGGACUCCAAGUGCAAAAAAAUACUCCACUUGGCAGUUUAAGCCAAGACUACUGGAAUGUAUUUUUCGCCAUGCUGCGCUUGAAAAGACAGGACAAGUUACCGUUGCGGCUGGCUACGUCCAUUCAGACCGUCAAAGACUUCAAAAAAGUGCAAACGGCGCAAGGGAAAGGUCGACUGCUGCUCCGGGUCUUGCUCAAGCGGCGUCUGCUGCGGUCAACUGUCGCGUGCCUUCUACAAUCGCCAAGCCUUAUCGCCGUCAUGUACAGCCAGUCUGACUCAAUACUAGGGAACGAGAUACUUGCAGAAAUCCUGCUCUCACUGUUGCACGAGGUGGAUAAAAUUAACUUCAGCAUAACCCUGCGGAACGCCACCUUUCUCGACGAGACAUGGCAUCUAGGGAUGUACCACUCCUUCGAGCUCGUACCAUGCGACACCUUGGGUAUCAGCAUUGGGUUUGCCGCUCGAGUUGCUGUGGUCACACAAGUUGAAGAAGGAAGCGUCGCUGGAGAAGACGACAAAAUACAAGUAGGAGACGUGCUGGACGACUUGUACGGCGAGGCGCUGAAAGGGCGGAAGCGAGGCACAAUCUCCACGCUUCUGGACCACUUCAAGGGCAUGCCGGUGUAUGUCUCUGUUAUCAAGAGCUACCAAGCAGAUGGAACCCCGUAUCCACCAGUAGCGAAUCUCCUAAAGAGACUCCGCUUGUUGCCACCUCGUGGAAAGAAAGUACUGAGCGGCUUGUCAGAUAGGAACUCUCCCGACUUGUUUCCCGAGUCGCCAGGAGCGUCCGGGCUGCCAGUAAACACACCGCAUGAAAGUGCAGCCUAUGCAGCUGUGUAUAUUGGGAAAACGUACGUCGGAAGCGCUGGUCAUGUUUUGGAGAUCGAAAAAGCCAUCCGGGACGUCGCCUUCAAGGACACAGACACACAUGUGAAGCACAGAAUACCGGUAUGGGUCGAUGUGAGCGACUGCUACUUCAAAGUCGUCAGCCGAUUCAGCAAAGAGAUACUCCUGGAGAAGCAUUUCACUGAGAUCGCUUCGUGCGGUAAAUCAAGCAGCUUUCCUGGCAUCUUCGCCGUGGUGGCAGGUGAAACUACCUGUACGGUUUCCAAACACUUUUACAGUUACGUGUUUCAAGUCAAACAAAUGAAUAUUUGCCAAACAAUCCUGUGCAUCAUUGCUGAAGGAUUCACGAGAACAAGCUGGUCUGUUUGAAACCUGCAAAUGGGAUACUUCAUCUAGAUAGUCCGGGACACUGAGCACGAGUACAGCGAUGAUAAUUGAGACAAACUUCUUUACAUUUGAGCUUCAGUGGAAAAUUCGUUGGCGUAUUUUCGCUAUGUCAUAUUCUAGCAUGUCAUGACGUCUGGGUCUAACAUAAAUAUGCCCUGGUUCCAGUUUUAUCACUCGCAAAGUGCAUACGCGUAUCGCAGAUCAGCACGUGGGCGAACAAACGAGGACGAGGCUUACAAACUGGCUACACCGAUGCCUUUCAGAUCAUUGCUUAGAAACAUUCUAUUCGCUGAUUCCAAGAUAAUAAGUCUUAUUGGUUUAGUGUGGGUAGCUCACCACAAAGGUCUAAUCCUAAAAAAAAUGCGGAUUGACUCGCAGUAUCUUGCGGAAAUAUGCGGAUUGACUCGCAGACGUUACAGGAGCAUCCCGCAAUUCUCCUGUAACGUCUAAAUUAUCGACGUCGGCGUUUGUCACAGCGGCGUGAUUUGAAAAGCUGGCCCCGUCCAAUAACUUCGGCAAAUCUCAUUUGUUUUCGCGUGAUCUUCCGCAAAUGAAAUACCCUUGGAAUAAUAGAUGGUUUUCCUCUAAUAAGGCAUCAGUGUCGGUUACAAGAUUAGGAUGCCGAAUCCCCCCAUUUAACUUUUGCCUUCACCGAAUGGUCUGGCUGAGUCACUUUUAUGCCUUCUCUUUAAUGAGAGUAAAUGCCUGGGUCAUUUGUUUUUGACAUUACGAAGGUUUAAAAUUCGAAGAGCAAGAAGUGCCCCGAGAGAUGAGCUUGAAUUUGUCACUUCUGGUGGUUCUUUCAUUUGGUGCUACAUACUAGGUUUUAGCCACUGGGGCGUUCGUGACACUGUAUGCAGUUUUCUACGGCAGAUAAAAAUAAUUGAAUGUUAAGAGUACCUAAAUUCCGUUUGUUUUUCAGCGGUUUCAUUUUCGAUGCUUUACUGUUAUAUGUUUUGUUUUUAAUUUGAUUUUGGUUUAUUCCUAUUAAAAAUGAGUUACUGAAAGUCUGUUGAUUUCGGAAGGUAUACAUUUGAUAAAGCUAUUUAGUUCCUAAUGAAGUCAACGUACGAUUCAUGGCCAAUCCCAUGCGGGGUAGGUCGCGCCGAGUGACUGAGGAACAAACUAGCAAGCUUAGUUGGUGUACCUUGCACCCAUACGGCGAGUCUUCCGUAAAUGUAAUAAAGUUAACAUACUCAUAUACGAUGCAGAACUGCCCGAUGCUGCCUUCAGUGCAUGGUGCCGCUCGAAGUCUCGCAUCAGUAGAGCGCAGUAUCAAAAGCACAAGAAUCAUCGUGCCUGUCCAAUCAUUGCAUUAAAAUCAAAGAAGAAUCGUCAAGUAUGUUAUGUUUCUUCGCAUGACAGAAAAUUGCUUUACAGAAGAUAGUGUACUAAACAGAAAGGGACUCGGGAUCUCAGCUUUUGUAGUCGAUAUGCGUGAUUUGGGAUAGCUCGGUGCACGCAUGCUCGAUGAUUGCGUACAUUCGCCACUGAUUGCACUGGGCAUUGCCUGGAUUCCGCAGUUUUUUUAUUCCUUGUUAGGUUUCUGUAACCAUACGGCUAACAUUGCAAGGACUGCAAUAAAGAGCAGUGACUUAAUUGUUAACGACAUGCGAGUGUUUGGAAUUGUCAAGCAGAAGAACAGUACGGCUUUCCAAGUAGUUCACUAUGCUUAUUUCAUGGUUUCAGUUCUUUUAGAAGAGCUUGUAGUACAGCAAACCUGUUUUACCAGAACGAUUUUUUUUGCCUUUCCGCCAUUCGUCAUUGGCUCCGGCGAACCUAUGCUGCAGUAAUUGUUACGUUCACCCACUCGACGCAAUGCAGGUGUCAGAACGGAACCAAAUCUUUAAUAAAAGUGGCGCUUUAUAAGCUGCAUUUUGAAAGUGCGUAUAAGCGUUGAUUCUAGUGAAUUCUAUCCGCUAAGGAACAUCCUAGCAAAAAUAAGUGACGCAGGAAGUGUGACUAUGCUCCACGCCUUUCAAUCGAAGUUUGUAGAUUGGUUCGAGGAGGUGUAAUAUUAGUAAUUCAGAAAUUUCAAAAACGAGCUUGCAUGAAGACAGAAUCCUGCAUUAAAUUGUGAAUCGACAGCCUUCGUUAACAUCAGGACGUAUGUUGGGCAACUAUUUCAGCGACAUAAAAUACUGAUGGCGUCAAGCAAUCGAUGCCAUUUGGUCGAACAAGUUUUUUACCUUCCCUGAGAAUCUUCUGUGCACUAGCACUUUUUGAAUGAUAGUUGGAUCUUGCGCAAUCGAAACAUGCAUGUGUACGGCCAUAGCUCGAAGAGAGCAUCGACGCUGGAUAUCGCUUCGCAACCUGCCUAUAGGUGUCACUGCAGGCAAAAUUCGCAAAACAAAUUAGGGCUUAAGGAAUUCAUAAAAAAUAAAUAAAAUCAUU
Rhipicephalus sanguineus (brown dog tick) is the source of this 3830-nucleotide messenger RNA. RefSeq lists its product as uncharacterized. Bases 63 to 1418 code for a protein of 451 amino acids. The transcript is spliced from 19 exons. Lineage: Eukaryota; Metazoa; Arthropoda; Arachnida; Ixodida; Ixodidae. Gene Ontology annotation, molecular function: protein binding. The record is from RefSeq and is a predicted model, not a curated record.